AUGAUCCGUACCAAAUUAUUAUCACGCUACAGCACCUUGGCUGUACGUGCUCUGGUGACAGCUAGUGCUGCUGAGCGUUGUCUUACGUCUGGUCAUUGUUUUCAUAAUCAUUGUGCUACUGACAUACCUACUGUCUCAGUCCAUCAUCAUCAAAAUGUGAAAGAUGUACAUGCUUCAUGUUGUGGUUUUCCAAAGCAUCUGAAAAAUGGACCCUCAACAGUACUCGAUCAAGGUGUCUUUGGUGAUGAUGCAUGCUUUGUUGCACAUUUCGAAAAUACUUAUGUAGUUGGUGUGGCAGACGGUGUAGGUGGUUGGCGCAAUUAUGGCAUCGAUCCAUCAGAAUUUUCAAGUCGUUUAAUGAAGCUCUGUCGGAAAAUUGUGAUGAAAGGUCAAUUCAAGCCAACUCGACCGGAUAAGUUAUUAGCUCGUGCAUACGAAGCACUUGCGAGGCCACCACGUCCAACCGGAUCAUCUACAGCAUGUGUACUUAUUGUUCAUCAAGAUACGCUAUAUUCUGCUAACCUCGGUGAUUCUGGUUAUCUUGUUAUCCGGAAUGGCAAAAUAGUAUAUCGAAGUCGCGAACAGACUCACUAUUUCAAUGCUCCUUAUCAACUAUCAUUACCUCCAAUGGAUCAAGGAAAUGGUAGUUUCCUCGGUGAUUCUCCGGAGAAAGCUGAAUCGGCAUCAUUGGAUUUGAUGAGCGGUGAUAUUAUUGUGCUUGCAACCGAUGGUUUGUGGGAUAAUGUGACAGAAGAUGAAAUUGUUAAGCAGUUAUCAGAUUUGAAACCAGGAGAUGUACAGAAAGCUUGCAAUAGUCUAGCACUUACUGCAAGAAGAUUAGCAUUCGAUACACAGCAUUUGUCUCCGUUUGCAGUAAAAGCAUCGCAGCAUGGAAUCGACGCACCGGGGGGCAAACCGGAUGACAUAACACUUAUUUUGUUAUUGAUUGUUUGA
This is a messenger RNA of Acanthocheilonema viteae, 954 nucleotides long. The record is from the annotation of a GenBank genome assembly. Lineage: Eukaryota; Metazoa; Nematoda; Chromadorea; Rhabditida; Onchocercidae.